CAAGAUCCAGUCUUUUCUCAUUUAUCUUCACUGCGAUGACAGCUCCGCUGUUACUUUUAAAAUGAAAUACAAAGCGUGAUUCUCCUGAGCUGACCCUGGAGGUCUGAGCAGCGCCAAUUGUUUCCUGAUGCUACCAGUUCGCUUCACCCACUUCAUUUCUCACAGCAGCGCUCUGGAGGUAGGACGAGUGGCCGAGGAUGUCAUGGGAGCGGAGGAAGCACAGGCCAUGGAGGGGCAAGCAGCGAGGUGAAGCGGGGAUGUCUGAUGCAAAUUUGACAUUUUCUGUUGGAAGAUCUCUGGUUCUCCUGCUGACACUAACACAUUAGCAACGAAAGCCUGCGAUAGGUCCUGGCUGACCCUGCUUCCAAAGGUGAAGGUGAAAAACAACAGCAGGGGAGCGAAUGCUGAGCGUAUUUAAAGCACAAUAAUGGGAAAUGCUGAUGACCUCCCCUUGCCACUGAGUCCUUUUCCUUCCCCUGGCAAAACCGAUGGCUUGUCCCCACCACUGCGCUACUGGCCCCUGGUUCCCUGAGCCUCUUCAAUAAGGAACCACCCAGAGCCGAGGAACAAAUGUGCUUUGCUGCAGGUUUAUGAAAACUCCCUCAAGGAUGAGUGAAAGCACAGAAACCCUUUGUUGUACUGGAACCUGCCACGGCUGUGCUCCGUGUGAAGAAUCCUCCCACCAUUACAUUUGCGAUUUUGGCAGCUACUUCUGCUACGACAACCCGGCGGCUCUCCAGACGCAGGUUCAGCGGGAUAUGAAGGUGAACACAGCUCAGUUCAUGGCGCUCUAUGCGUGGUAUUCCUGGCCCAAUGUGGUUCUUUGCUUCUUUGGAGGUUUUCUGAUAGACAGAGUGUUUGGAAUACGGUUGGGCACUAUAAUAUUUAGUAUCUUUGUUUGUGUCGGGCAGGUGAUUUUUGCUUUGGGAGCACUACUUAAUACUUUCUGGCUGAUGAACAUGGGCAGAUUCAUAUUUGGAAUAGGCGGAGAGUCCUUAGCAGUGGCACAAAACACAUAUGCAGUCAGUUGGUUUAAAGGCAAGGAGUUAAAUCUUGUGUUUGGAUUACAGCUGAGCAUGGCCAGAAUUGGGAGCACAGUGAACAUGAAUAUCAUGGGAUGGAUAUACUCCAGAGUUCGAGAUCUUCUGGGGUAUACUGGUCCCAGUACUCUUGGGUUAACUCUCAUGAUAGGUGGUGUAACAUGUCUCUUUUCACUGACCUGUGCAUUAAUCCUUGCUUAUCUGGAUAAGAGAGCAGAGAAGCUCCUUUGUAAAGAGCAAGGGAAGACGGGUGAAGUGAUUAAGCUAACCGAUGUGAAGGACUUCUCUUUGUCCUUGUGGCUUAUAUUUGUAAUCUGUGUCUGUUACUAUGCAGCGGUUUUUCCUUUCAUUGGACUUGGAAAGGUUUUCUUUAUUGAGAAGUUCAAAUUCUCCUCUCAAGAAGCAAGUGCAAUUAACAGUAUUGUGUAUAUCAUAUCGGCACCCAUGUCCCCAGUCUUUGGACUCCUGGUGGAUAAACUUGGAAAGAAUAUCGUCUGGGUUUUAUGUGCUGUAAUAACUACACUUGCUUCUCAUAUUAUGUUGGCUUUUACCUUCUGGAACCCCUGGAUAGCAAUGUGUUUGCUAGGAGUGGCCUACUCAUUGCUUGCCUGUGCCCUGUGGCCCAUGGUGGCCUUUGUGGUUCCAGAACACCAGCUGGGAACUGCUUAUGGCUUUAUGCAGUCUAUCCAGAAUCUCGGUCUGGCAAUUAUUGCGAUAGCAGCUGGGAUGAUUCUGGACACAAGAGGAUACUUGUUUCUUGAAGUCUUCUUCAGUGCUUGUGUUUGCUUGUCACUAAUAGCUGUAGUCAUGCUGUAUUUUGUGAAUCACCUCACAGGCGGUGAUCUCAACUGGUCUGCAAAGAAAAGGGAAAAACUGCAAAAAGUAGCUGCAACUGAAGCGGAAGAACAAGAGAGACUCAGACAUCAAAAUGAAGAUGACUUGGCUAAAUUACGGCCAAAAGCUGAUGACUUUAGUUUAAGGAAUAAAUACCUCUCCAAACUAGGCGCUCAGCUACCAGAUAAUUACUCUUCCUAUUUAUCGACAAUGGUACACAGAAGCCUGUUGAAAUAGCAUCUUGCCCCACUUGCAAAAGCAGGAAUACACUGAAGUUCCUGGUACACAAAACUUUGUUUCCAGUACUGACAACUACCCCAGCAAAAGCAGGAUGAUGCACCAUGCUUUUCUGCAAGCAUAGAUACUAUUUUUAAAAUACUUGGCUUAAGCUCCCCCUCUGCACUGUGGGUAAAUAACACAGAUACUGAUGAAGAACCAUCUGGCUGUUUAUUUGAACCCACGAGCUACGUACUACACCCGCCUGUCUAAAAUGUGCAGCGAGUAGCUCGAGUCAAUAGCUAAGACUUGAUUUCUUCUCACUACACAAUGAUGUCUGAAAUGUGAAAGCUUUGUUUCGGUGAUCAAGUUGCUGGGAAAUGAGCCUUGAUGUAGGUAUGGGUUAUAUAGCCUCUCAAGUUGGACAACUUUGUUACCAUAUUGGAAAUGGUCUGUUUCUUUUUUCUUAUAGAAAAAUGUGAGGAAAGACUACUAAACAAAUACUUCAGAGGAAACUAAACUACACAGUUCCAGUAUUAUGGUUCAAAAAGUGCUAGCCCUGGAAUUUAGUACCAGAUCACAGGCUUAGCAAUAACCUUAUCUAAGUCCUGAUUAAUGUGAAAAUUGAUGUAUUUUUAAGAGGUUGUGACUAAAAACUGUGAAAGAGUUGAAUGGGAGAACUGAAGUUUGGCUUUCGGUGGGGAAAGUGGUGUUCAGUUUCAUAAUGGAACUUCAUGCUUUCCCGUAAUUUCGGCAGAAGGCUUGUUGCUGAAUAGCUAGCUCCUAGUAACUCCCGCAGAGUGCAUUUCUCUUUGGUUUUGUUACUCAUAAAGGCUCACUUAUGUAAUUGGACAAACUAUUCCUAAACUAAGCUGAUCUUACUUUAAAAGGCAAGAGCAUUUGGCUUUCUGGAGCACGAGGUGCACCAAGCGAAGAGCUGCUAUAGAGGAUAAGGUGCACAGGGGUGAGUGAGCUUUCCUUGGCUGACUUCAGGGAGUCCUUGUGUGCCACGAAAGGCUUAAGCAAUUCAUCAAAGGCUCUUGACUGCAGAGAAAAUAGUCUGGUAUAAUAAAAAUGUGACAUUAUACCUGUAAUAUUUUUUUUUGCCUACAGUAAUUUAAGCAGAUCUUCUGGAACUCAUGGUCUUAAGGUUUGGGGUUUUUUUAAAAGAUACUUUUCAGUGGAGAUUUUCAUGUUCCUGAAAGACUAAGAUUAUCUUCCUGAAAGACCAAGCCGGGACUAUUUUGGUGAAUAGUUCUGUAUUCUGAAGAACAAUCUAGGAAAAUAAAGUAGCAGGUUGUGAACUAUGCCGAGCUUACUGCCGAAGGGGAGCAGUACACUGACCUGUGAUAGUUUUUAUUGGUGCUUUCUGUGCUCCCUUUGAGAACCGAACGCUUACCAGCUCGGAGGCUGGUUGAUGCAAGUUGAUUUAUGUUUCCUUGUAGACUUGUGAAUUCUGGGUCUUUUUUAAUAAAAGCUUUAAAUGGA
Messenger RNA from Gymnogyps californianus (California condor), 3578 nucleotides. RefSeq names its product major facilitator superfamily domain containing 1 (gene MFSD1). The transcript is spliced from 21 exons. Gene Ontology annotation, cellular component: lysosome. The record is from RefSeq and is a predicted model, not a curated record. Gene Ontology annotation, molecular function: transmembrane transporter activity. Lineage: Eukaryota; Metazoa; Chordata; Aves; Accipitriformes; Cathartidae. The coding region runs from base 591 to 2111 and encodes 506 amino acids. Gene Ontology annotation, biological process: transmembrane transport.